Messenger RNA from Adineta ricciae, 633 nucleotides. The record is from the annotation of a GenBank genome assembly. NCBI's taxonomy places the organism in Eukaryota, Metazoa, Rotifera, Eurotatoria, Adinetida, Adinetidae.
AUGGAAUCAACUUUCAUGUCGAUUAAACUGUUAAAUCUUGAUGAUUUGGUGAAACUAAUAGCGAAUAGCAUUUUCCAACAAAUUGAUCCUAUCGGUGAUAAAGCUCAACAUAUUAGUAAUACAAUUGUUUCCAUAAUUGAAGAUCGCAUAAAAGUAAAUGUAUUUGAUGUACGCGAUUGGUUUGACGCAAAUCUAUUUAUACUGCUGUUUUUAGCGAUAAUUUUUCUCAUGCUUGUCUUUAAAUUGCUUGAUCAAUUAGAUAAUUUAAUGACUAAAUAUGAGUUUUCUUCUGGCAAACGUCAUUUUACUGGAUUGAUGCUUAUCACAGGUAUUUUUAUUUGGCUAUUUAUUGCUGUAAUAUUUUGGGCAUGCUCAUCGGCCGAUGGAAUUAAACUUGAAACACUGAAAUAUAUAUUGGUUGGAUGUACCAGUUUGGCAAUGGUAUGCAUCAUAUUCGUUUGGAUCCGAUGGUUAUUUAUUCAUCGAUAUCGUAUUCAAACUUAUCUGAGAGAUGAACUGUUUGAUUUCAACGAAAAAAAAAGAUUAUCAAUGGAAAUAGGACUGACACAGAUUCAACUGACCAAUAAUUCGAAGAUGGCAAAUACAACCAAUUAUUCUGAACCAAAUUUGUGA